AUGGAUGACCAUCAAACUUAUUCUUUUUCUGACACAACAGAAAUGUGCAAAAUCCUGGAAGAAGGCACCAGAUCUGGAGAGCCUUCUGAAAUUCUGAUAAAUUAUAAAUGUUCAUUUUGCAACAAAAUUCUUUCUUCAAAGCAAAACUUGAGAGAGCAUGUCUACAUCCAUACUGGAGAGAAGCCUUAUAUUUGCAGGGAAAAAGGAUGCGGCCUUGCAUUCCGACAAGGAAGUCAGCUUUCUGCCCAUAAAAGAAUUCAUUCAGCGAUAAAGACUUACUGUAAUAAAAGAAAAGAAAAAAAUUAUUUGAAAGUAAUAGCCACUUAG
Molecule: messenger RNA, 327 nt
Organism: Blepharisma stoltei
Lineage: Eukaryota; Ciliophora; Heterotrichea; Heterotrichida; Blepharismidae
Source: the annotation of a GenBank genome assembly